AUGUCAUCGCCCCCAUUGAGCAAAUCUACUCGCUACAAGCGCGCCACCACUUUCUUCCUCGACUCGCUGCUGCGUGCUCGUGUUCGAGGGUGUCACGGAGGCAAAAGUGUGAACUUGAAGACGCUUAGCACCAUAGUAGUAAAGGUCGCGCGGGACCCCUAG
Phytophthora nicotianae INRA-310 is the source of this 162-nucleotide messenger RNA. RefSeq lists its product as hypothetical. The transcript has a single exon. Bases 1 to 162 code for a protein of 53 amino acids. NCBI's taxonomy places the organism in Eukaryota, Oomycota, Peronosporomycetes, Peronosporales, Peronosporaceae. The record is from RefSeq and is a predicted model, not a curated record.